This is a messenger RNA of Vitis riparia (riverbank grape), 3457 nucleotides long. RefSeq lists its product as uncharacterized. Bases 164 to 3088 code for a protein of 974 amino acids. The transcript has 4 exons. The record is from RefSeq and is a predicted model, not a curated record. Lineage: Eukaryota; Viridiplantae; Streptophyta; Magnoliopsida; Vitales; Vitaceae.
UACUUUCCCUUUUCAAGAUACGGUAGAAAUCUGAGUCCAAAAGCACGCCCCCAUACGCUUGUGAAUUUUGGAUUGAAAACGAGAUUACCUUCCAGCAAUGGUUCCGUUGCUUCUUCUUCUUGUUUAAGGUUUUCUUCUCUCUCUAUACCUUUGCCCAUUUGAGAUGGGCGACAAGGGUGAAGCAACCAAGAAGCAACAGCAGCAGCAGCAUUCGACUUCUCCUCAAGACCCGCUUGAGGAAUCCACUGAAACUAGGCAGCAGCACCAUCAUCAACAGUCCCCGGUGGUGGUGGUCACCGGUGCUCAGUUCAUCCCUCCUCUCUAUGUUCCCAGUGGUGCAAGCUCUGCGACUUUCGAACAACAACAGCAGCAGUUUGAUGUUUUGAACCCUAAGAGACCCAGAUACGGGAGUGGGCAAUGGAAGCUCCUACCUUCUCCGUCUCACCAUCAGCAGCAACAGAAACAGACCCAGAUGGCUAUACUCAACACCGAAUCUAGCCCAUCUCCCACAACCAACCCACAUACCCAACUUCAUACGACAGCAGCUUCUUCGUCAGACACCGCAUCUUCACCUUCUCACUCUCCUAUCCCUUCUCUCUCUGCAGCCUCCGGACAAGAAACCAACAAGCCAGAGGGAGAACACUUUCAUCAGCAAUUUCGUAAAGGCAAGUACGUGAGCCCAGUUUGGAAACCAAAUGAGAUGCUAUGGUUAGCUAGGGCUUGGAGGAUUCAGUACCAAGGAGGGUCUGAUGGGUCUGGCUCAUCUUCCCGAAGUGAACCGCCGGAGGGUGCCCAGGGCACAGGAGUGGACGUGGCCGUGCUAUCAGUGAGGGGCAAAACUAGGGCUGAUAAGGAUAGAGAAGUUGCAGAGUUUUUGAACAGACAUGGGGUUAGUAGAGAUGCUAAAACAGCUGGGACCAAGUGGGAUAACAUGUUGGGUGAGUUCAGGAAGGUGUAUGAGUGGGAGAGAAGAGGUGAGAGAGAACAAGGCGGGAAGAGUUAUUUCCGGCUGUCGCCAUAUGAGAGGAAGCUCCAUAGAUUGCCAGCUUCGUUUGAUGAAGAGGUUUUCGAAGAGCUCUCUCAGUUCAUGGGAUCUCGUAUGAGAACACCUCAGAGCAGAGGUGCUUCGGCAAUUGUUUCCGUCGAUGACAGUCGCAAAGCUCUGCCUCCACCUCCCCCAUUCAAAGAAGACGACAUCUCUCUCUCCGCAAGGACGAAGCAACUGGUUAUGGGGAGUGGAGGCGAAGCAUUUUACCAUGGUACCAGAGGAAGCCAAUUAGGGUUCGAGUCUUCACUGGACAUUGGGGGUCCCUCAUCGUCUUCGUCGUCGAAGGAGCUUCGUCGAAUUGGGAAGAUCCGAAUGACAUGGGAGGAGUCAGUGAGUUUGUGGGCAGAAGAAGGCGAGCACCACAGAGGGAGAGUGAGGCUUCAAGGGUCGAGCUUCUUGAACGCAGAUGAGCUCACUUUCUUAGACGACUCUACGGUUGCUUGCACCAUUGAGACCUUUGAAGAUGGACCCCUCAAAGGUUUCUCAGUGGAUAGAUUCAUUUCUGGACAACAAGUCAAAGUCUUUGGCAGAAGAAAGUCUUCCUCAGCUUCUGCUUCAUCUGGUUUCACAGAAAGAGUUCAGCUUCCAUUGGCAGAGCCUUCCAUCAGAUCUAUUCCUCCAUGGGAGUUCCAGGACCCAACGGAGUACUACGUGGGGUGUCUCCGAGCCCCACCCACGACACUGCCCAGCUUGUUCGAGCUCUCAUGGCACUUGCAAGAGCCACCGCCCGAGGAUCUAAGGUUUCCUCUUCGGAGAGACGUCUACCGCGACUUGCCGCAAGGGAAAGAAGUAUUCUUUACUACUUCUACUGAACUAUUAGAUUGUAGAGCUUUCACAUUUGAUAUCUUAAGCUCAAUCAUUCGAUCAAACCCUAGCAUCAGUGCAGCCACUGCUACCAGUAGAGACUCUUUCGUUGGUCUUUGGGAUGAUUGCAUUAAUAGGGUUGUAUCUAAAUUCUGUUCUAUUGAGAUGAUUGUCAUUCGGAAACCCUCUUCUUCAUCAGCUGAAGCAUUGCAAGAUCAAUGGCCCAACGUAACGGGGUUCGUGAGAAAUUUUUGUUUGUGGAGGGGAGAGGAGACUGAUCAAUUAAGGGAUGGUCACAUUGAUCCCUCUUCUUCAAUAGUUGAGAAGCUUUUAUGGACAUACAUGGAUCUUCCUUACCUACUUGGCUACUACGCUGUUGGCUACAUGGUAACAUUUUGCGCCUUGAGCCGAUCACAGGACCGAGUCAUUCGAACUGAUUUAUAUUCACUAGACUUGUCUACACCAUCCGAGAGAAUAAAAGGCCUAAUCCCAUGUUGGAGAAUUGCAGGCUUGUUGCCAUUGCUAGCUGACAGAUGCUUCAACAACAUUAACAACGGCAGCAAUUACAAGUCGUUUCCUUAUAGUGACUUUGAGAGGAUUGAUUCCUGCAAUGGAAACAUCAUCGAAGUGACACCAAACACUGUAGCUAAAUACUUCUCAAGUAGGAGAAAGUGGGGUGCAGUGAAAGAAAUCUAUGAUUUUCUUGACCACCGAAUCCCACACGCUGAGUUCAUCCUCCGAUCAUCGGAGAAAGAUCUGGUACUGAUAUUCAAGCCCAGAGGCUGCAAAUCAAAGCCCACGAACUGUGAUCAGCUAGUAGAAGCUCUCAAGAACGUAACGAAGGCCUUGGUUGCACUACAUGACCUUUCAUUCAUGCACAGAGACCUGAGCUGGGACAAGGUGAUGAGGAGAAGCGACAGAGAUAGCGAGUGGUUUGUAUGUGGGUUUGAUGAGGCGGUGGGAGCACCGCAGAUAUACCCACACGGAGCCGCCACGCCGGCAACUAGUGGGAGGCACGCGCCGGAGAUGGGGAGGGGUCUGCAUGGAGUUAAGGUCGACGUGUGGGGUGUGGGUCAUCUGGUGAAGACAUGUGGAUUGGUGGCAGUCCCCAAGCUCUUGAGAGAACUGCAGAAUAGGUGCUUGGACCAGAACCCGGAGCAGAGGCCGACGGCCGCCGACUGCUACCACCACCUGUUGCAGUUACAGUCAUCUCUGUCAGCCACCGGUGGGUAUUGAAGUGAUUGACAUAAUGGUUCCAUAAAUAGUACCAUCGGUGUGGUGCUACUUCUAUUGAUAGCCCACACAACACAGCUAGCCUUCUCUUUUUUCACUACCCAAAAAAGAAAAAAGAAAAAAGAAAAACCAUUAUUGUUUUGUGGAGAGUUUGGCCCUCUGAGCAACGAGGGACUCAUGGGUACUCUGAGCUUUCCAUGUGGGCCGUUGAGACGUAUGGGGUUUCUGAGGUUUUGGAGGUUGGACAUACUGGCGGCAGCCGCCCAAAUGCCACACACGCAGAGCUUUCCCCCAUCAAAUCAAUAUAUUCAACAUUUGUGUUCAACAGUUUAUUAUUAUUUUUUUUUCUUUUUCAGUUUCAGAUUGGAAUAU